AUGGCCUCGGUAGAUUUAUCAGAGAGCAAUGGUGAUGCUCUCUCAGCCACUGCCAUCACUUUCCUUGUACUGUCCUGGUUGUCCGUCGUUCUCAGAUGUUAUGUUCGAGCUUUCAUGACCAAGGGUUUCCAGGCCGAUGACUGGCUCAUGCUGAUCAUAUUCACCAUCACUUGCUCUUUUAUCCUCCUAGGCGUUAAUGAUGGCCUCGGUCACCACAACCAAGCCCUCGAUCAACAGAGGGAGGUCUCGGCUUUGAUGUAUCAAUCCUUGGCUACCGCUACAUAUGUCCUCGAUAUGCUAUUUAUCAAGCUGAGCAUUGGCUUGUUCCUGCUGCGGCUGUCCAACUCAAAACUAUACAAUUGGAUCAUCCAUAUCAGUCUGGCGAUCAUCACGGUGUGGAGUGUGGUCAUCUUCUUCUGGAAUUUAUUCCAGUGCUCGCCUGUCGAAGCGCAAUGGGAUUAUGCCAUACCUAAUUCCAAAUGCGUGUCACCAGACGCCGUUGUGACGGCGGCGUACUCUAUCAGCGCCAUGACCAUCUUGAGUGAUUGGCUAUAUGCCCUGCUCCCUAUUCCUAUGAUAUGGAGCGUCAAGAUGACCAAGCAGGCCAAGGCAACUGUAAUCGUAAUUCUCGGUUUAGGAAUAUUUGCCAGCAUUGCAACCCUCAUACGACUCAAGUUCUUAGCCGACCUCAGCGAUCUGAGCGAUAUCUUGUUUACAGGAACAGAUGCCAUGGUAUGGACACUCGUCGAGCCUGGAGUAGCCAUCGUGGCCUCAAGUUUAGUAACCAUUCGACCGCUUCUCCGAGCCUGGCGACUAAGUGGUUUCACUUCGACCGACCGAACGCCGGGUAUGAGCGGGCGUAUCAGCGGUGGAAUGAGGUCAGGGACCGCACGAUCGGCACCCCGCGACCCAUACGGCACCGGCGACAUCGACGGUAUCGACACAGAUCUGGAGCUCGGUGGGAUAGGGAGACACGAGCCCAUGCCGCGGCCGAAUUCUCGGCUGGGAUAUCCGGGGCCGUUCACACAAGGCGGCUCAAAGACCGCAGGAACGCAACUCAGCUCGGACUUCAUGGCACCACCAAACUGGAAACGAAAUAGCAAUACCAAAAGCGAGAUGUACGUAAUCGAAGGAGAUAAAGCGAGCGACACGUGGACUGGGGAUAGGCUGGGCUCCCCAAGUGUGUCUUCAGUCGACCUGGACGGUCUCGAUGCACAGAGUCAGCAUAGUGGGCGGGUUGGUCUGGGAGGAGGGAGGAGGGAUAGAUAA
Colletotrichum orchidophilum is the source of this 1269-nucleotide messenger RNA. Its product is annotated as integral membrane family protein. Lineage: Eukaryota; Fungi; Ascomycota; Sordariomycetes; Glomerellales; Glomerellaceae. Bases 1 to 1269 code for a protein of 422 amino acids. The record is from RefSeq and is a predicted model, not a curated record. The transcript has 6 exons.